Bubalus bubalis (water buffalo) is the source of this 1745-nucleotide messenger RNA. Its product is annotated as hepatitis A virus cellular receptor 1-like. NCBI's taxonomy places the organism in Eukaryota, Metazoa, Chordata, Mammalia, Artiodactyla, Bovidae. Bases 118 to 1524 code for a protein of 468 amino acids. Gene Ontology annotation, cellular component: cell surface. The transcript has 9 exons. Gene Ontology annotation, biological process: phagocytosis, engulfment; positive regulation of mast cell activation. Gene Ontology annotation, molecular function: virus receptor activity; phosphatidylserine binding. The record is from RefSeq and is a predicted model, not a curated record.
ACUCUCAGUUCUUAGCUCAGUGGACAUUUGAUAAUUUGACUAAGGCUGGGGACUAACUAUUGUGACCGAAAAGGAAGAAGUACCCUCCUCUCACCAGAAAGCCAGGCCAAUAGCAUCAUGCAUCCUUGGGUAGCCAUCCUGGGCCUCCUACUCCUGCCAGAUGGUGUAACCUCUUACCAUCGAGUGACUGGAGUGGCGGGUCAGAGUGUCACUCUACCCUGCUACUAUAAUGGAGAAGUCACAAGCAUGUGUUGGGGCCGAGGGGCAUGUCCUUGGUUGAACUGUGGAACUAACAUCAUCUGGACUGAUGGAUACAGAGUCACCUAUCGGAGGGAUGGACGUUAUCAGCUAAAUGGCAAUAUUCGUGGAAGGGAUGUGUCUUUGACCAUAAACAAUGCUGCCGUGUCUGACAGUGGCUUGUAUUGUUGCCGAAUUGAGGUGAGAGGGUGGUUCAAUGACAUAAAAACCACCCUAGAGUUGAGGAUCAAUCCAGCUCCACCUACAACGACAACAACCACCACCACUACAACAACAACUACCAGCACUACUCCUACAACCACUACCACUACUCCAAGAACAACCACCACUACAAGAAAGACAACUACCACCACUACUCCAAGAACAACCACCACUACAAGAAAGACAACUACCACCACUACUCCAAGAACAACCACCACUACAAGAAGGACAACUACCACCACUACUCCAAGAACAACCACCACUACAAGAAGGACAACUACUACCACUACUCCAAGAACAACCACUACAAGAAAGACAACUACCACCACUACUCCAAGAACCACUACCACCACCACCACUACUCCAAGAACAACCACCACUACAAGAAAGACAACCAUUACUACUACUCCAACAACGACUACCACUAUUACAACAACCACCACUACUACCCCCCAAACAACCACCACAACUCCAACAACCACCACCACCACUACUCCAACCACAAUGGUCACCACUGCUCCAACAACCACCACCACUGCUGUGCCAACAACCAUCAACACCACUACUCCAACCAUGACAGUCACCACUGCUUCAGUGACAGUGAGGUCCUCUACUUCUGUUCUUCUAAUGCCAGCACCCACAGAGGACCUCCAGCCAGCUUCUUUAUCUUCUCCAACUCAGACAGCAGAAAGCCAGCCUACUACCCUGUAUGAAAGAAACAUAACCAGCUCACCAUUGAACUCUUGUUCAACAGAUGGAAAUGGCACUGUGACACAGUCUCCAGAUCCCCACUGGCAUAACAAUCAAACUCCUGCGGCACUGGCACAAAGAACAUGGAUGAGCACCAACAAGGGAGUCUACAUUGGAAUCUCGGUUACUAUUUUGGCAUUGUUGGUCAUGUUUGUGGUUUUCUGGAUUAGGAGAAGAUAUUUUUGCCUGGGGAGCAAGGUGGAGCUACUACGUGUGAUUCCAUUGAAAGAUUCUCGCAUUGGAGCUUUGAAAAAUGCAGCUCUGAAGCCUAUUCAAGCAGAAGACAAUGUCUACAUUAUUGAUGACUGUCACUAAGUCCUGGAUCCAGAUUCUAAAGUGUUAUGCCCUUGACUGUAGAACAAAGUGACAAGAUACCAUGUCAGAGUCCUCUGAAUCAGCUGCAGAAUUUUUCAGUCAGUUUCCCAUGGCAUUCCUCUGAGUCAGGGACACUGGAUAGAGUGAUGCUAGCUCGACUGUGUAAAGUCAACCUCUGUCACAGAGUCCUAAUUUUUUAUACCAAAUUGGCUCAAACUUUC